Molecule: messenger RNA, 4448 nt
Organism: Argiope bruennichi
Lineage: Eukaryota; Metazoa; Arthropoda; Arachnida; Araneae; Araneidae
Product: muscle M-line assembly protein unc-89-like
Exons: 12
Coding region: 309-3200 (963 amino acids)
Molecular function (GO): protein binding
Source: RefSeq, a predicted model, not a curated record
AAUACUACGGCAGACGAUAUUUUCACGUGCUGCUGUAAACAAACCUGAUAAAUAAACAGUGGCUCUUCGGAUAACACGAAAAUAAAAGAGAAAAGACGUGUUUCUCUUAAAAAUUUAUUUAAUAAAAGGUCUUUGAAGAAAAGUAUAAAUAAUUUUAUUCAUUUAUUUUUUGACUCUUUACAAGAAAAUGUAUUUCAUGGAAUACUGAGAAAUAUUUUUAUUAUCGUUUUCGGAUAUUUCUGUGGAUUAAAUUCUUGACAGAAACUUGUGUUCCGAUUCAAGUGUUGUGUGUUUUCUGAUUCGUGUUCAUGUGGUCACAGGCAAUUUUGUGUGUUGUUCUGCUGUCGGAAUGUUUUUGGGGUGUUCUAGCGAAUGAUGGAGUAUGCUUUACGUCCGGCGGCGUGGCCGGUAUCGUCAUAGCAACGAUUGUGGCCACUUUAGUGGCCGGUGGACUAGCGGCUGCUUUUGUUUGGUAUUUAUGGUUGCAAAGAAAAGCCGGAGGUUUCAGAAAUGAUAAAUAUGAAGAAAAGAGCAUUACAUGCCCACCGAUGUCACCAGAUAAACAGGCGAUUGGGAAUGAUUAUGCUUUUGACAACCCCUACUUUAAGGAUGACGAAGUGGACCACAUGAAAUCUGAAGAUCCGGAAAAAGGUGAGACAGGAUUCCAUCUGGAUAAUGGGGACGUCACGCCAGCACAGAACCCCAAGGCGGCCAACGGCACCGGUGGGCAACAGAAAAAGAAUCGUCCCUUUUCCAGUCUUCCAUUCCACGCCGUUUUCCAUCCAUCGGGAAAGAAGCAGAGAGCCAUAGAUGACACCUAUAUCUCCAAGCACCAUGAGCGCAUAACAGUUCCGCUCCGAGGACACGACUUCACGGGUCUCGGGUUCAACAUCUGCGGCAAUAUGAGGGAUGGGAUCUUUGUUAAGGAUGUCCUGCACAGAGGGCCCGCUUCAGAAUCCGGAAAGAUAAAAGCAGGUGAUCGCAUCGUCAGUGUGACUGUAUCUUUCGGUGCCAUGGUAUAUGAGGAUGCCCUGACUAUCCUGUCUUAUGCUUCACCCUACGAUGUUAAGCUGGAGAUUGAAAAGAGUCCCUCGCAACCCCUACCUCCCUCUCCGAAAAAAGUGGGUACAUCCACGAGCUUCAGAAACAGUGGACAGGGCAGACUGUUCCAUCCUUUGUAUAGGAGCCAAUCUAUCAUGGACCUUUCACAAAUCGGUAAAGAUAAAACCCUGAGUGAACAUUCACCAGCUAACAACGUCAAGCAACAGAAAGAGGCCACCCCGAAGAGGUCCCAAAGCGUUGAGGCCAGCAAUGGAGGUCCCAAAUCCCGAUCCCUUUACACGCUUAAACCCAACGAAGAUUCUAAAUCUCAGUCCAGCAGCAACAAGGGUAGUCGCAAAUCCAGCACUUCCAGCUGCGAUUCCAACGGAAAAGUCACUACCACAACAGCUCCCGUGCCCGAUAAGGUUCAACAAGUGAAAGAAGAGCCUCCUUGCACCAAAAAAGAGGUGAAAAGUUCUCGCUUCCGCGUGGAGCAGAUCGGCGUGAAAGCAGAGGCUCCCUCCAAGCAAAUACCUCCUGUGAAACCGGCCAGAGAAACCGCGGAAACUAAACAGAUCGGAGAAAAUCAGGAUUCGGAUACCUCCACAGAAAAACCUUUGGAACCUCAACCUCCUAAGGAAGAAAUUGAACAUCCAAUUACUACGGAAGAAGAACCCCAAGGGGCCGAAAAACCGACGGCCCCGCCCCGGAAAGCGGGCACCCCCGCCAAGAGGAAGGCUCCAGCACCCCCACCGGCCCUCCUUGCUACUAAAACGGAAACUGCUGCCGUGGUACACAGGGUCGACGAACGACCACAGGAUACCACUGUGACUGAAGCUGAGACUAAGCCAGAGCCUGUUUCCUCCGAACCACCUCCUCCGCCCACCAGUCAAGUACCAGAACCGAAUCCACCGGAUCUCGUGUCCUCUGACGCUUCUUCGUUAGCCUCUCGUCCGGAUGAUGAGGCGGAACCUUCAAGUCCCGGCAGAAGGAAAGCUUCUUCCCUCGGAGACCUGACUCACUUGGAUCAGGCAUCCAAUAAAAAGACCUCGACAUCAUCAGCCAUCCUCGAAAGGGCUGUCUCCAUGGAUUUGCAGCAAAGUAUUCCAGGAGAAAAUUUGAUUAAGCAGAAAAAGAUCUUGAGAGCCCCCACUUUCGAAGACGAUUACGAUGAAAACAGGGAAGGGGAUCAGAACGAUGCGGAAGGAGGAAGACUUAAGAGGUGGGAUGAUGGACUGGAUAAAGUUCUUGGUGGUCUGACCAAUGGCCAUGGAGAUCACCAUCACAGCGAUCCAAACGUAGAAGAAAGUACUUCGUCUAAGAAGGAACAAGAGGAUUCUAAAGUGCAAUCAUCAGAAGAGCGUAAGGAGCCCUCACCUCCGGAGGUUCCGACCAAGAAACUCCUGACUGUAGAUAUCGAUUUUCUGGAUUCGUCUUCUAGCGAAACAUCACAGCUCGAUAUGGAAGAAUCGGACAAACAACUUACUUCCACUCCUGCGAAGAAGAUCAUAGAAGUCAAAAAUUUACUUAAAGAUGAUGACAUCUCUUUGGAUGAAGUGCCCUUUCUCGCCUCUGUAGAAAACAUAGAAACCCAGGAGGAAUCGUCUUCUUCCACCACUACCACCAAGCAUUCUAUUCGGACCAACAGUGCACCUCUCUUCGCACCUGUCACCAUCAGCAUUCCAAUCAUCAAACCUGACUUGAAGCACUUCGAAAAUUUGCCAAGUCCUCCAACGGCCAGCACCCAUCCAUCCUUGAGUGCUUCCAAUAAGAUUUCGUCCCUUGACGACCCAGGUAAAUCUCCAAUCGAAAGAAUAUCCGUUCAAUCUCUAUAUAAGCCGAUCUUUACCAACAAGGAUAACGAUGACUCAGUCACUGAGAAGAUGGUUAAUGGGGUCGAUUCUGAUUCUUCAGAACACUACAGCACCGCUCAUGAGGCGGAAUCUUCGGCAGACAACUCAACUCUUUCUGUAACUCUGACCUCGCCAAUAGUAGCCAACAAUGUGACGGUGAAGACGCCUAAUAGCGCCGCUGGUUUCGCCAAGACUCUCAUUGUCCCUGGUCCUAACGAGGUUGAAAGUUUACUCAGUUUGGCGGCGGAGCCCAACACGCCGCCACCUUCACUCGAUCCACCGCCAAAACCUAUCGAAAAUGAAUGAGCCGACUUAACACCAUGUUGUGAAUAAAAAAUUUUAUACAUAUUUUCAGGGAUAAAUAAAUGCUGUAAAUUCCGUAGCUUCUGCGAUUGAAUGGAAAGAGAAAAGAAAAAAAAAUUAUUACGAUGACUAGUCGAUUAUUGUUGAUUUGAAUAAUUAUUUAUCCAAUCACCAUUUGGUAGAAAAUAAAGUUAAAAAAAAAGAGUAGUCGAUGGAAUAAUUCAGGAGGUUUCCCUUCACAUCUGUAUAGUUUGAUCAAUCCGUCCUCACGAAAAAUGACUGAUAAACCAAACGAAAGUUUCCAGUGCUUGUUAUUAAUAUUAGUAUAAUCUAUCCUGAGCCAUGUUAGCAUAUGAGUGACAUUAAAAAUGACAAUAUUUGGCAUCUGAGUGACUUUAGAAAUGGCGAUAUUUGGCAUCUGAACGAUAUUAGACUGGUGAUAUUUCGAAAAAGACGUUUCUUCCUUUUCUGGAAAAUACCUGUUUCCAAGAAACGCCAUGCUUAUUGCUGUAGGACGUUAUGAACUGUCAGACUGGAUUUUUAUGGCUGGAAUUUAAAAAAGACAUUUCAAUGGAUAAAUUCUCUAUGUACAUUAGUUUUUUAAAUGAUUAACACAGUCAAAUUUCAGCAUAAAAUCAUCAAUGACACUAUCGUCUAAAAUGGAACGCUCGCUUCUUUGAAGGAUUAAUAAAUAAUCAAUACAAAAUCGUACUGCAGAAUUGUAUUUAAAUAAUUGGGAGAAACUCUUGUUUUAGUGUAAUAUUUAAGCCAAUAAAUUUGUUAAAAUUUCUAUAAAAUGAUUCCAUAGACUUUUCCUGAGAAAAAAAAGAUAAUAUAAUUUCGUUACCUCACAAAAUUUUUUUUAAAGAAAUAGAACAUAAAUUAAUGCUAAAAUACUGAAUAUUAAAUUAUUCUUCUUCGAAUUUUAUGGUUCUGUUUCAUGUUAAACUAUAUAAAUACCUUUUCUGAAUAAUUUUUGAAGAACUCGGGAGACGUUGUAAAUUUUACAGACUCCAUCCACAUUUUAAAAUGACCAGUUGCAGACAAAUAAUAAUAAUGUCUUUGGGUCGAGAUGAUUUUGUGAAGAGAUUUGACUGUACAAAUAUUUUAACAUUGUUGCAUUGAUAAAGAAAAAAUCAUAUAUCCUUGUUAGAUAAUACUGAAAGAAUAACAUGUACGAAGAGUGAGAUCUUACUGCAUAUUUUAUUACUAGCUCAAACGAUGUUUUUGAUUAAAUUCUCUUGUGUAUAA